Molecule: messenger RNA, 1410 nt
Organism: Scylla paramamosain (green mud crab)
Lineage: Eukaryota; Metazoa; Arthropoda; Malacostraca; Decapoda; Portunidae
Exons: 5
Coding region: 402-824 (140 amino acids)
Source: RefSeq, a predicted model, not a curated record
CUGGGUGCUAAUGGCUACGUGAGUGAGCCCUAACGUGCGGCAGAGGGCCACAUCAAGACUGCUGGCGUGUCUCUUAGACACGCCAGAAUCAGUGCUGUGUUAGAAUCAGUGCUGUGUGACUGUUGUCACAAAACUCUAAACAAACUCCAAAAGCUAAGUGCUGUGGUGUCGUUGAUAAAAAGACACAGUGACAUAUUCCUGAUGUCUCUCCAGUAACCAGAGACGUAGACCACACAGUGAUAUAUUCUUGGUUUCUCCAAUAACUAGAGACACAGCACACAGUGACAUAUUCUUGAUUUCUCCAGUAACCAGAGACGCAGAGCACGCAGUGACAUAUUCUUGGUCUCUCCAGUAACCAAUAAAACGCCUCGGAAGGCGAUUGACGAACGAAGCUGUCAGUAAUGCAUCAGUGGAAGGGGUAUUUCGAGUGCGGCUGGCUGCAGGACAAUGCAAGGCAAGACAAGGCAGCGUUGGGACUUGUAACUCCGAGAUCUCUCUCUCUCUUCCUCUUUGCACCGGCACAAGUGUGCGGCGCGAGGGAGCCAAGGCAGCAAGGCAGGAGUGAAGCGUGCACUUUCUUUCAUCUUCUCCCCUCUCCGCGGCGGCAACAAGGUAGGCUGGCUGGCUGGUGUUCCUGCAGCACGGAUGAGCGGCACUUUACUUCAGUGUUCUUUACGGCCCGCAUAAGUUCUUUUCAUGUGGAGUCCCAAGCGUUGGUGCGGGAAGGGGAGGCCGCUACUGCCGGAAACACUGCUGUGGCGGCCACCUGGUGUGGAGCUUUGGGCGGGACACCAUCCACCGCGGUGGUGGUCUUCACACAGUAAGCAUUCACAUUAUGUACAUGGAUGUCUGUGUGUCUGUGUAUGUGAAAUGUGCGUUAUGUACAGUUAAAGUUCGUGUGUAAGUUUUGUACGAGUUUGUGUGGAGUACAUGUGCGUACAGGAAAAAAUGCCUAAUUGUAGUACCUCCGAGAACAAAGAGCAAACGAUGAACGUGCAGUAACUGCUCGAGUGCGAAACAAAACACCCAGUGAGAAACCUUAAUGAAAACCACUUACAGCCUGUCGGGCACACGCGCACACACUACCUUAACGUUACAAAUAUCCCACUUACACCUAAACUGAAACGGCCACUUGCUUAUCAGUUCUUUACUUUUCUUUAUAUAAUCAUCUAGUGAGGGCUGUGGUGAGAAGGAAUACAGACCGAAGACACUGAGGGAGGAACACGACAGUGUCUUCUUUCGUUCCAGAACUGUUUAAGCAGUUCAUCCUCUUCUCUCUUUCUCAGUACUUAUACCAUAUAUUAAUAUGUAUGUUUAUUUUUCCCGUCUCUGUCACACACACACACACACACACACACACACACACACACACACACACACACACACACACACACACACACACACACACAC